AUGGGAGCUCCAGCUCCAAAACGUCGAAAAAACAAAGUUAUAACAGAUGAAUGUCUAAUGAAAUUAUGGCAACGUUAUGAUGACGGUCGUAUUGACAUUCCAGCGUUCUUGAAAGCUGCCGAAAAACGAACAAUGAAACAAUUCAUUAUUCCAUUUUUAUCUAUACUAUUAACUGCCGGUCUAUUCACAUUUGAUAUGUUUGCAUAUUAUCGUUAUAAUAAACGUGGUCUCUACGAUUUCAUUUCUAUAAAUGGAACAAAUGUAUUAUCAGUAUCAAAUCACAUGUAUUAUGUUGUGCAAAAAAUAUAUAAUGUAAGUCAAUGCACGAAUCAAUCAUUAAUAAUAAAAUCAGAAAAUAAUUUAAAAAUAACUAAUAAUAAUAAUCCAUUAGAUUGGUUAUUACUAAACGAUCGGACAGAAAAUAAGUUCUUUUUAUUUACCUAUUGGUGGGGUGUCAUUGUAGCAUGGUUUUUCACAUUUGGUUGUAACGUCUUAGAAUUAAACGAAACAAUAGAGGACAACAAUAGUGAUAGUUGUGAUCGAAACUGCUGUCAUAAAUUCUUUAUAAAAAUAUUUAAAUUUAUUCGUUCAUUUAUAUUAAAAAGUACUUUUAUUUUACCUGGAUUAUUAUUGUAUUCAUUCGAAUAUGAUACACCAUGUUUAGAGGGACAAUUAUUUUUUUGGCAAAAAAACCUUAUUAAUGAUUCAGCAUUAUAUUUAACAUUAAUAUCUGUUUGUUUUAUAUGGAGUUUAAUUAGUUCAUUUAUAAUAAUAUAUGAUUUAUCUCAAGACGACACUUUAUUUGAAAAAAUGUUAGACAAUAUUGAUGAAGGGAUUUUCUUAUGUUGGGGUUCCAUUUUAAUUAUUGGCUAUUCAACAACAACUUUGUUUACUCUGUUUACAUAUACUCUGUCGUUUUACAAUAAUCAACAUACAUUGGUAACAUCGAUUGGUUCAUUGACGAAUGUUAUUCUAAGUAUUAUACAAAUAUUUUUUCAAAAUAUUAAAGAUUGCAUAUGUUAG
Didymodactylos carnosus is the source of this 1023-nucleotide messenger RNA. The record is from the annotation of a GenBank genome assembly. NCBI's taxonomy places the organism in Eukaryota, Metazoa, Rotifera, Eurotatoria, Philodinida, Philodinidae.